AUGGCGUCCACGGAACGACAACACCAAUUCGGCCAGGCAGUAAAAGUCUUGUUAGCCGAUAAAGUCGGCUCUUGCAGCGGGGAUGUGAUCGCCCUCACCCGCCAGAUCCUGCGGGGGUCACGCAGCCAAGAGCUCCUUGGUCAGGCAGCUCGGAACAUGGUUAUACAAGAAGAUGCCAUACUGCACUCAGAGGACAGCCUCAGAAAAAUGUCUAUUAUAACCACUCACUUGCAAUAUCAACAAGAAGCAAUACAGAAAAAUAUGGAACAGUCCAGAAACCUUCAGGACCAGCUCAGACAUGCAAUGAAAUAGAACAGUGCUCGCAAGAGUCUUUUUCAGGGUUAGAUGUUUGCUUCAGGCGGUUCUUUGUGGCCUUACAGUUGCACAUGUGUGAGACCUCGCAUAUGAGAAUUUCUCCAUAAAUAAUACGAACAUAUGUUCAAAAUAGAAGUCCAGAAGUUUGCACAACAGUAAAAGUGACAUUAAUGAUAAUGUUGAAAAUUUAUUGUACUGUUUUUGCUCAGUUGUGAGUCCACAAGAUGACAAAUACAGGAUUUAAUUCAUUUUUCUGUCACAUUACUUUUGAGAAUCAACUGCUUGUAAGAAUCGGAUCGUCCUGGACCGAUGAGUCUUUUUAACCAGAGUGCACUGUAUUCAGAUUCCUCUCAGUAUUUUGUCUCUGGCUUGCAAAUUUUCUUCUUCCAAGUUUAUUUAUGGUCCAUGUGAAAAUGUCAUUGGUUCUUUAUUUUAUAUAGAAAAAAUAAAGUUUUCAGAAUGAAAUCAAAGAAUCCGAAUGGAGUCCCAUCAAUGAAAUUAAUAGUAAAUGUUCCAAUAACUCUUUCUGACACAGUGAACCUGAACCAUACGCAGAGAAACCAGCUAUAGAGUGAGUGAAUUAUGAAACCAUUUAAUCAUAAAAACAGGAUUGUCCCAUGGCCCAUGUUUGCAUUUAUUACAUUUUAAUAGGUAGGUAAGGUAGGUCAUGCAGCUGUGUUACUUUUUUGGUGAUUAUUACAAUUAUUACAAUUUCAAUUUCAAUAUCUCAAACAUAACAGUUCAGAUCU
Megalops cyprinoides (Indo-Pacific tarpon) is the source of this 1064-nucleotide messenger RNA. It is a transcript of the gene borcs7, whose product is annotated as BLOC-1 related complex subunit 7. Lineage: Eukaryota; Metazoa; Chordata; Actinopteri; Elopiformes; Megalopidae. The coding region runs from base 1 to 312 and encodes 103 amino acids. Gene Ontology annotation, cellular component: BORC complex. The record is from RefSeq and is a predicted model, not a curated record. The transcript is spliced from 5 exons.